Messenger RNA from Drepanopeziza brunnea f. sp. 'multigermtubi' MB_m1, 555 nucleotides. RefSeq lists its product as uncharacterized. The record is from RefSeq and is a predicted model, not a curated record. Gene Ontology annotation, biological process: regulation of protein localization; endosome organization. NCBI's taxonomy places the organism in Eukaryota, Fungi, Ascomycota, Leotiomycetes, Helotiales, Drepanopezizaceae. Gene Ontology annotation, cellular component: BLOC-1 complex; endosome.
AUGGCCUACCAACAAGGUUAUUACCAGACCACCUCCCUCCCCAUGGCCGUCCCCCACAAAGGCCAGCAGUACUACGCUCCUCAGAGCCACCGCUACUCGGUCUCACCGCCUGAAGCCCCCGAGUCAGUCACCACCGGAUCCGGCGUGGGCAAUUCAGCCUACUCGGCAGCAUCCGGCAGCUACGCAGGUAGCGCGAGUGGGGAUUACGAUGGCACGUCCUCCACCAACGGCGUUGACAUGCAAGAGUAUAUGCAAGACCGCUUUGCCGGCGCUUUUGACCCUCUCCCGCUCGACCGCACUUUGGCUGUUCAGACGCAAACAUCAGGAUUGCUGAAUGCGAAGCACCGAGAACUUCUCGAGUUGCAGCAGUUGGCCCAGCAGCGUCUCGCACGCUCGAGAGCUCGGUUGGCUGAGGGCUACCAAGAUGCGAAGGAGGUCAAGAGAGAUUUGGAGUGGACACAGAAGCACGUCUCCACCUUAAAAACAAAGGCUUCCCGCAAACACCCCAAGGAAUACAAGCAGGCCCGCGCACGCUACCCGUCGCCGGAAUACUGA